Colletotrichum siamense is the source of this 699-nucleotide messenger RNA. RefSeq lists its product as uncharacterized. The record is from RefSeq and is a predicted model, not a curated record. Lineage: Eukaryota; Fungi; Ascomycota; Sordariomycetes; Glomerellales; Glomerellaceae. The transcript has 2 exons. Bases 1 to 699 code for a protein of 232 amino acids.
AUGAGGUCUCAGCUCUACACUAUCAGCAUAGUAUGCUUCUGGAUUCUAGACCAUGUAGAAGCUGUCUACUAUCUUGACCAGGCGGCCGGCUACAGCGCACUGCCAUCAUGCGCCGAAGUUCCCAUCAGCUCCAUCGUGAGAGACAUGGUCUCGGGAUGCGGUGACGGAGGCAGGACGACAUCCUAUAGCUGCUUCUGCACCGCAAGCUCGGAUAGAUUCAGCAACCUCAUUGCCACUGCUGUUGCCAAGAACUGCGGCCAGUCGAGCUCGGAGGUCGCGAGCGCAACGCAGGUGUUUGAUGCAUAUUGCCAACUUGGCAAAGCUGAUGCAGCAACAGAUGUUAGUGGGCCAACUUCGACGACAGGCGGCAGCAUUUCGACCUCCUCGCCAGCCUCUUCUACCGUUGAACCAUCAUCUGGUCUUUCUACUGGAGCUGUCAUCGCUGUCAGCACCUGUGUAUCUCUCGUCACUAUUGCGAUAUUCAUCACUGCCUAUUUCCUAUGGCGUCGACGCCGUGCCAACAGGAAAACCCCAAGCGUCGAAGCACAUACCGAAGUGUUUGUGGAGAACGGAGAAGGUACAGGGGCUCAAAAACAUGAUUGCACGGUAGAAAGUUUCAAGGCAGAGCUGGAUGCGAGGAAUGAGAUAAAUGAGUUGCCAACUCCGCCGCCGCCGAGGACCAUGCACGAGCUCCAAUGA